AUGUUCUCACACGGUUCAGAAGCUCAGCCACUGCAGACACACGUUUGUCAGCUAAACCAGUCACCAUGGGAUGUGAUUUCUUUCUCUGAAGAAACUUAUUAUCCAUCUUCUUCACUCUACCAGUUCGAAGGAGAAGAUAGCUUUAAUGGCAAUGGUAGCUUAGGUGAUUCUAUUGGUGCUGUUGAGAGUGUCGCGUCGAUGAUGAUCGAAGAUUCAGAAGAGAAAGGAAUGAUGAAAAUGAAUGUGGAUAAUAUGGUUAUUAUUGACGAUAAGUAUGAAAAUGAUGGUAACAAGAGAUCAGAAAUGUUCGACGAUUACGAAGAAAUGAAAAUAGAUAGCGAAUUCAAAGUGAAGAAAUGCAACAAGACUGAUGGGAAAGGCUGGCAUUCCAAGAACGAGACUAAAGAUGGGCAAAUUAUGGACGACCAUCAUCAUCAUUUGACAUCUCUCAAAUCAUCAUAUGGCACCGGCAACAACAACAUUAAUGGUACUACUGCUACAAAAAAACCCGAUAAAUGCACUUCUAUCAUUGGGGCACGCCGUGGUCGGGCAAAGUCUUUUAAAAAAGGGUCAUCAUCGAACUCAAAUCCGUAUGAAUUUUACUAUUAUUCUGGGUUUGGGCCGUUGUGGGGCAAGAGAAGAGGGGAUAGAGAUGGAGUUAACAAGAAUGAGGGCAAAGAUGUUGAUAAUAGUACUGUUAUUGAUUCCAUGACUCAAAAUACGACACCAUCUACAAGUUAUUCACCGAUUGAAAAUAAUCAAGAGUUUGAUUAUGUUGAAGAGGAUGACGACGAGGAAGAGGAAGAUAGUGGUAAGAAACGGAUGCGGAAACCAGUGAAAGCGAGGUCUCUGAAGUCUCUUAUGUGA
Dovyalis caffra is the source of this 867-nucleotide messenger RNA. NCBI's taxonomy places the organism in Eukaryota, Viridiplantae, Streptophyta, Magnoliopsida, Malpighiales, Salicaceae. The record is from the annotation of a GenBank genome assembly.